GUGAGUUUUCCAAAAACAGCAUGGACAGAAGAGACGGGUAUUUACAAUAUAGACCAAAUAUGUGCCAUAGAAUGUCUCUCUGGGUUAAGAUAAGAUUUAAUAGUUUGUUCUAGCUGUUACUCUUCUGGAUAGAAACGUGCGACGCCGGAAGUCUGAGCAUGAGUGAGCAGAGGCUGCUGUUUAUAGAUAUUGAACCCAAACCAAACAGCUCUGCUCCUGCUGAAAGCAGACCUGAGAAGCCCCUUUGGACUCGCACAGACAACACCUUCAGAUUUAACUUCCUAUCAGAGGGUCCUUUUGACCCUCAGGGGGAAACAUCAACAUCGUCCAGUUCUGAUCCAGCAGCAAGCCAGUUAUCUUUCACAGGACGGGGCUCUGCUUUUACCUUCAACUUCCAAAUCCCUCCUGACACACCGGUAGAAAGCAUGGACACAGCGGAAACCCCAGACACAUCGUCACUAGGUAGCCAACAGGAAAAGCCCUCCUUACUGCAGGAGGUUAGCUCUCCAUCUGAAUCAUCGGUGCAGUCAAAAAACAAAAAGAAGAAGAAGAAAUCUGGAAAGAAAAAGUCCUCAGAUAGCACCGAAACACAGCAGAUGCAAGCUUCAGCAGAAGGGAGUCAAGGAGCUGAGGGCACAGAGCUGAGUGCAGAGGAGCAGCUGAACAGGCAGCUGGAUUGGUGCAUCGAGCAGCUGGAGCUGGCAAUGAAGUCCCAGAAGGGAACAUCAAAACAGAAGGAAGAAGCCUCUCAUGCUUUGAAGACUCUGCGAAGUUCCAAAGCUCCUCUGGCUAAAAAGAGGCAGGUGAUGAGAGCCAUGACUGGUGAUUAUAGGAAGAAAAUGGAGGAAGAGAAAAAAAUACAGUACAGACUUAUUCAGAACGAAAUUGCUUCAGCUCAGGUCAAACUUGUGUCAGAUUCUCCAAAGAAGAGUGUUUUCCAUCGGAAAGCUGAAGUUAAAACCCAGGAAACAGAGCUGAAAGAACAGACUCAAGAGCAGACGGCAUCAGCCUUCGUCUUUACCCCAUCAAAAGAAGAGUUCCGCUUUAAUUUCUUUUGAUUUUGACCUUUGAGAUACAUUUCACUGAACAAUAUGAUGGACAUUGUUGUGAAAAAUAAAAAAACUAACAGAAGAGGUAAGAUGACUGCAUUUAAGAUGAAUGGGGAAAAAAAAUCUUCACAACACUUGAAUAUUCUGUAAAUGAUUGUCGCCUAAACUGUUUAUCUGAAUAAAACCUUUUCUUUUGUA
Messenger RNA from Cheilinus undulatus (humphead wrasse), 1247 nucleotides. RefSeq names its product chromosome 20 C8orf33 homolog (gene c20h8orf33). The record is from RefSeq and is a predicted model, not a curated record. Bases 159 to 1058 code for a protein of 299 amino acids. The transcript has 5 exons. NCBI's taxonomy places the organism in Eukaryota, Metazoa, Chordata, Actinopteri, Labriformes, Labridae.